Trichomonas vaginalis G3 is the source of this 321-nucleotide messenger RNA. RefSeq names its product protein of unknown function, DUF4106 family. The transcript has a single exon. The record is from RefSeq and is a predicted model, not a curated record. The coding region runs from base 1 to 321 and encodes 106 amino acids. Lineage: Eukaryota; Parabasalia; Trichomonadida; Trichomonadidae.
AUGGAAGUCAAUGGUGAACCAGAUAUAGCUGGUAUUUUCAGCGCGGCUUUAAUGCCAUUGAAAGAUAUGAAACAUGCAGAUAUUUUGGACCAGUAUGAAAUGAACAUGGCUGAUGGAAAUAUAACACCUGACGUUCUAGAACAUUUAUCUCAAAGAACUACACAGAACCAUAGAGAUGGUAUAUUUGGUGAAGAGUUUAGAAAGAAAGUUAGGGAGAGCGAAGGAAGAGAACCUAUUGUACAUGACCUUGCAAAUGAAAGUUUACAAAAUGUCAUAAAAACUUACUUUGCAGACAAUGAACUGAGAAGGGAUGAAUAUUAA